GUCAGCAGUUGAGCGUAUACCCGGUCCUGCAACAUGUCAUACAUCGCCAAGACGUUCUAUGACCUGCGCGCCACCACCUUGGAAGGGGACUCGGUGGACUUCAACGUCUACCGAGGGAGGGUGGUGCUCAUCGAGAACGUAGCCUCGCUCUGAGGGACCACCACCCGGGACUUCACCGAGCUCAACCAGCUGCAGAGCAGGUACCCUCAUCGGCUAGUGGUCCUCGGGUUCCCCUGCAACCAGUUUGGUUACCAGGAGAACUGUUCCAAUAAUGAGAUCAUGAACUCGCUGAAACACGUGCGACCAGGAAAUGGCUUCGAGCCCGUCUUCACCAUAUUUGAGAAGUGUGAUGUGAACGGGACGAACACACACCCAGUCUUCGCCUAUUUAAAGGACAAGCUGCCGUACCCCGACGACGACCGGAUCUCUCUCGUCCAGGACCCCAGGUUCCUGGUGUGGAGUCCGAUCAGCCGGAGCGAUAUCUCCUGGAACUUUGAGAAGUUUCUGAUCGGGCCGGAGGGAGAACCGUUCAAAAGAUACAGCAAAAAAUUCCCGACCAUCGACAUCGAGCCUGACAUACAGAGGCUGCUAAGACUGACCAAGAACUAG
Messenger RNA from Sardina pilchardus (European sardine), 609 nucleotides. RefSeq names its product glutathione peroxidase 2 (gene gpx2). Gene Ontology annotation, molecular function: glutathione peroxidase activity. The transcript is spliced from 2 exons. The record is from RefSeq and is a predicted model, not a curated record. Gene Ontology annotation, biological process: response to oxidative stress. Lineage: Eukaryota; Metazoa; Chordata; Actinopteri; Clupeiformes; Clupeidae.